AAUUUCAACCACAAACACCAAAUGGAGAUCAUGAAAAUGUCCAUCAACAAACUGCUGCUGCUUGUAGCGCUCUCAACCGUGAUGCUGUGCUGUCAAACGUCCGAGGCAGGCCCUGCCCGGCAGCUUGCCAGCCUGGCCGCUAGAGCCUCCAAGAUACCCCGCUCGAUACGGGCCCCGUUCCGAAACUCCGAGAUGAUGACGGCACGAGGCUUCGGCAAGCGUAGGGCACCGAUCGGUGUAAGCUUCGGUAGCGGUCGCCCAUCACACCACACCCUGUCAACUGGGGACGGUGAGAGCGUUACCUGGACCGAAGAAAAGCAGGACAUUGGCAAGCUGAUGGAGGAUUUGGCGAGCCUCGAUCAGAACGAUCCACAGCAGCAGCAGCAGCAGCAAUCACAGGCCCAACAAUUGAUUAUGGGUGAUCAGGAAAACAGCUUCCCGUUGGAGUGGUUCGCGAACGAGAUGUCUACCAAUCCAACACUGGCCAAAUCGAUACUACAACGCUUCGUCGACACUAACCGCGAUGGAUUGCUCGAAACGAACGAGCUAAUGCCGGGCGCCGGAGCGAACCCUAACGAGAUUGCCGAGCUGUUCUAA
Molecule: messenger RNA, 597 nt
Organism: Anopheles maculipalpis
Lineage: Eukaryota; Metazoa; Arthropoda; Insecta; Diptera; Culicidae
Product: allatotropins-like
Exons: 3
Coding region: 22-597 (191 amino acids)
Source: RefSeq, a predicted model, not a curated record